This is a messenger RNA of Daldinia childiae, 1092 nucleotides long. RefSeq lists its product as uncharacterized. The record is from RefSeq and is a predicted model, not a curated record. The transcript has a single exon. Lineage: Eukaryota; Fungi; Ascomycota; Sordariomycetes; Xylariales; Hypoxylaceae. Bases 1 to 1092 code for a protein of 363 amino acids.
AUGCUCUUGGACCACCCUCCUUCAGUGCGCUAUCAAGAGUUAUGGAUUCCUCUUCCCAAAUCCUCUCAGUUAUGGGCUGCUUCCAACGAACCAGAGAGACGCGAACUCCAAUGGAACGAACCAGCAGGUCGCGAAAAAGCACUCUUUUCAUUCUUCAUGCGCGAUGCCCUUAAUCCCAACCGCGGAAAGUUGCCGUAUUGUCUUACCGACAUCGACUACCACCUGAGCACUUGCGCAACCCAGACAACCAUCUGGGAAUUCGCACGAGAAGCCCACAGUUCCAUGUCAGACGAGCUUGCAGAAGAGAUUAAUCCUGGCAUCUUCGUCGACAUGGCACACCCACACCUAACCCUCUGGCGAGACAAGCGCAAGCAAGACUGCUCCCUUCUCGAGCAAUACUUUGCGGGCGACCUCUACGGAACCGAGUAUCUCCUAGCUCCGCUCACAUUCACACUGAUGUACAUGUCCACGCUGAAAAUGUUUGCUCCGAUGAACGUCCUGCGUAUCAAAGGGCAUUACUACAAAUCGCGCCCCGGCGCCGCAAUCCCAACCCGCAAGCCCCAAGCCCACCUCCUAAGCUGGAUAUCGACCGGAUGUCCCCGUGCCGCGCUCUGGAACGCCGCGCAAGUCUGCCGCAUCUUCACCAUCGAGUCUGCCCGCACCGAGUGCGACGUCAGAAGCGGAAUUACCUGUCCCCUUCUGCGCACGCGUCUGCGGCUUAACCCCCUCCUCAUCCCUGGCGUGCUCAUGAGCGCCAUCGUAGCAUGCUCCUACGCGCGUCUAAAGGGGCGCUGCGCGAACUGCCGCAGCGACGCCGACUCCCCGGGAACUUCCUCCUCAAAUACUACUACCAACGAUGAAGUAAUCGACCUAUUCGAAGCAAAGGAGCAGGACGAGGCCUUCCAAGCGUGGAAGAACCACGGGACGCAUGUCCCGUACUGGGGUGGGAUCUGCGGUAGCGAGCGCGUGCGAGUCUGUAAGUGUCAGCUCUCGAGUCUCGCGGCCUGGUUCCGCAGUGCGUUCGCGGAUGAUGAGGCCGCGGAAAUGGAGUUUGUGCUUUUUCUCGCGGAGCUGAGCGGCGAGGCAAAGUAA